AUGACUCCCAAUGCAGAUUGUCGCGACCACAAUGUGCAACUAUCUCAACCGAGUCGCCUUGAAGCGCUCCGUUCUAGACUGAUAGGUGUCACGCCUGACACCACCUGUCGACGAGAUGAUUUUUGGGUUUCCGAACAUAUCCAAGACGACAAUAUCAGAGAAGUUCGCGAUGAUUGGGACUUCUCGGUCGAGGAAGGCAACCAGCGGAGACAUGGAGAAGCCGCCGAAGGUUCGGAUGAUGAUUCGGACAGUAUGGAGAUCGAUAGCUUAGACAUCCGUCGUCUUUUAGAAGAGCUUAAAGAGAGGAUCGGGUAUGCCCAUAGUUAA
Molecule: messenger RNA, 327 nt
Organism: Aspergillus terreus NIH2624
Lineage: Eukaryota; Fungi; Ascomycota; Eurotiomycetes; Eurotiales; Aspergillaceae
Exons: 2
Coding region: 1-327 (108 amino acids)
Source: RefSeq, a predicted model, not a curated record